AUGUCGAACUCUAGACCAGGAAAUCGUCGUUCCGUCGUUGUAUUCUGCUCUAUCAUAAUCUUCAUACUUCUGGGGCUUGGGUUUGAAUAUCGGUACUCGUAUCUUGAUCAUCAAUCACUAUUUCCAGCAUUUGGAAAAUCAACAUUGUCAUGGAUGGCUACUUCUAGCACGUUUUGGGCUGCGUUUGCUCCGCUGCUGGCAGCUGCUGUACCAAGAUGUCCUCCUUCAGAGCUUAGUGGCAAAGCAAUUUCGAAGACUAUCGGGAAACGAAGAGCCGUGGAUCAUAUUGUUAUGAAUGAGAAGGAUAUCGAAACCAUGAGACGAUCUCAUACUUGGUUUGUGGACCAGCUUAUGCAGAAUGCCCCAAAAUUGGAAUAUAAGAAAGGAACAAGCAGGAUUGUAACGUCUGCUGGUGGUGACUAUUUCCCACCACUGCUAGUCAGUCUUCGGUUUCUUCGCCGCACUGGAUCAACACUACCAGUUGAGGUUUUUCUUGCCACACCAGAUGAAUACGAACCACUGUUAUGCGAGGCGAUUCUCCCCUCAUUAAAUGCGAAAUGCCUCAUAAUCUCCGAUAUCAUUGAUCAACAUGAUCUGCCAUUUUCACUCUCAGGAUAUCAGCUCAAAGCUUUCGCAAUAUUGUUUUCAUCUUUCGAGUCGGUUCUUUUUCUCGAUGCAGACAACUUUCCUAUCUAA
Molecule: messenger RNA, 696 nt
Organism: Sclerotinia borealis F-4128
Lineage: Eukaryota; Fungi; Ascomycota; Leotiomycetes; Helotiales; Sclerotiniaceae
Source: the annotation of a GenBank genome assembly